UACACAGCUCUCAAAGAACACAAACACAUUCCAAAUUCUGCAGAAAUUGGAACUCACUCACACAAAUUCAUGACUUAAGAAUUGACGCAAACAGAAGGGAGAAGAAAGAGAAGGAAGCAAAUUUGGGGGAAGAAAAGAGAAGGGUUUGUGAAAAGUGGAAGCUUUCUACUGUUGAAUAAAAGGGCUUGUUGUUUAAAAAUUGGAGCAAUAGGUGUUGAAGGUUGUUCCUUCCACAUUUCGUAAGAGGAAAUCUUCAGCAAUCUCAAAGGGUAUCAGGAAUAUGGAGGCAAAUCCACCGCAUGAUCAUGAGGAUCAAGAGGAAUAUAUUUUGCUUGAUUUGGAUGGUGUUUCUGGCCUAAUUGAUCUUCCACCAAAUGCAAAGUAUGUUCUAACUGGCCUUGAUACAUUAAACCCAGUAUUGAUCAUUGAUGACAAAUUCAAGCUGAUUGGGGAAUAUGAGGAGACAAUUGGCACGUGUAUUGCCUUUACAGAACAAGAUACCCCUGUGGUUCAUGAAGAGACAGGACCAUCUGAAGUGAACCUUUUCUCAGGAACAAGAGUAAUUGAUUCAAGUCAACCUCCUACAAAGCAAGUGAGACCUGUGUGUCAGCUUCAUAAGGUUCUCAAGUUUAAAAUAUCACCUGAUUCUGAAAUUCAGAGUGCCACAGCAAAGAAAGCCAAAUGAAACUCGAAACAUUAACAUGGGAAUUGAUGGCAAUUUUGUGUACUUUGGUGGGCAAUGUCUUGCUGGUGAUUUGUGUAGUACAGUGGCAGCAGUGCGGAGAGCUUUUUCCAUUGGAUUUUAUUCUAGAUAUGUACAGAGAACCUUUUUCAAUAGGGGGCACAUUGUUCUUUGAUACAUGUUUAAGGAACAUGCCUUAUUCAAUUAUUUAUUAUUAUUAUUAUUAUUAUUAUUAUUUUAUUUGGUGAUAAAAAAAAUCUCGUAAUAUAAGUAGUAUUUUA
Molecule: messenger RNA, 963 nt
Organism: Gastrolobium bilobum
Lineage: Eukaryota; Viridiplantae; Streptophyta; Magnoliopsida; Fabales; Fabaceae
Exons: 5
Coding region: 281-685 (134 amino acids)
Biological process (GO): transcription by RNA polymerase III
Cellular component (GO): transcription factor TFIIIC complex
Source: RefSeq, a predicted model, not a curated record